Molecule: messenger RNA, 1893 nt
Organism: Acyrthosiphon pisum (pea aphid)
Lineage: Eukaryota; Metazoa; Arthropoda; Insecta; Hemiptera; Aphididae
Exons: 3
Coding region: 1-1893 (630 amino acids)
Source: RefSeq, a predicted model, not a curated record
AUGUCUGAUGUAGCCCAUGGAUUAUUUUGUAAAUACUGUUUUAUAUUUGCAUCAUAUAAUAAUUGCCUUCAAAAUCUCGUUAUAAAACCACUUCAAAAAUGUUCAAAGUUGACUGGCAAAGAUAGUGUUCAUAAUAAUAACAAGUAUCACUUAAAUUCCGUAAGAGCUGGAAAAGACUUUUUGAAAACUUAUUCAUGUCCUAAAAAACAAGUAAUUAAUCAAAUUUCAACUCAGAGACUUGAACAAGUUAAAGAAAAUCGUGAACGACUCCAACCAAUCAUCGAAACUUUAAUUUUUUGUGGACAACAAAAUAUUUCAAUAAGAGGUCAUAGAGAUGACGGUAAAUUAAUUGAUAUUGAUAACUCUGAAAGUUCUCCUACUUCUAAUGAAGGAAAUUUUAGAGAAUUGUUGUGCUUAAGAAUAUGUGCUGGUGAUGUAAGUUUAAAAAAGCAUUUGGAAAAUACUUCCUCUCGAGCCAUGUACAUAGGAAAGAAUAUUCAGAAUGAACUCUUGGACUGCAUUGGAAGUGUCAUUAAAUCUCAAAUUGUUAAAAAUGUUAAAAAUGCUGGUUUCUAUUCAAUCAUGUUCGAUGAAACUUCAGACAUAUCUUGUGUUGAGCAACUUAGCUUAACUUUGAGAUAUGUCAUUAAUAUUGAAAUCCAUGAGGAUUUUGUGUGUUUUGUGGAUGCUUAUAGAUCCAUAAGGACAAAUGAUGUAUUAGCUUCUGGAGAAACCAAACUCACUGGAGUGGCUCUUGGUUACAUUGUUUUAGAUAUUUUAACUAAAGAUUUGGGAUUUGAUUUAAAACGUUGUGUUGGAGUGGCCACUGAUGGUUGUGCUGUAAUGGUAUUUGAAGAUUGUGGAGCAGUUACUACAAUAAAGAAAGAGUGUUCAAUUGCAGUUUACUGUCCUUGCUAUAAUCAUGCAUUGAAUAAUUCAUUGACACGGACUUCUAAAAUUGUGCCCAUAAAGAAUACAAUAGGAACUCUAAAGGAAAUAAUUGCAUUUUUUAAUGCAUCAGCUAAAAUGCACUUGGUAUUAAAGAAUAUUUCUACAAAAAUACUUACAGGACUGCGUCAAACAAGAUGGAUAGAGAUGCACGAUGGUGUUCUACAGUUUAAAUCUGCUCUUCCAAAGGUUAUUGAAGCACUUACAGACAUUUCUAACUGGGCUGAUCGAAUUUCUUCUUCGAAAGCUUCUAUAUUAUUGGCAGCUAUAUGCAACAGUGAUUUUGUCAUUUCCCUUUUGUCAACUGCUGAUAUUUUAAAAUUAACGCUGCCAAUAUCUCGACUCCUUCAAUCAUCAUCGUUAGAUUUAGCUAAUGCUUCGUCCGCAAUAGAAGGAAUCAAAGAAAUAUUUCAGGAAAAACGUACGCUGUGUGUAGGUGAAUUCCAUAAAAUUUUCUUGGAAGCUAGUAGCUUAGCAGAAGAAAUUGGAUGUGAAAUCAAAAUGCCAAGAAGAGUAAAAACACAAAUACACCGUAAUAAUUAUCCAGCGACGGAUGCUGAACAAUUUUACUUGCAUAGCAUUUACGUUCCAUUAUUAGACACUAUAAAAUCGGAUAUAACCAACAGGUUAUCAACAGACACAUUGGAAGCAUUUGAUUUGCGUUUACUUAUUCCAAAUAUUAUUGUUAAAUUAAAUGACAUUGAUGGUUGGGACCAACAAAGAAUAUCUGUGAAAAUCAUUGCAGUAGCAAAAAAGUUUUCUCCACUCUUCACUGUUUCCGAAAAUGUAAUGGUUGAUAUGUUAGAAGCUUUGGAAUCGUACAUGCAAUGUGUUGAAUAUAUGUUUCCAGCCAUUAGAACAUUUAUGCAAGUAUUAGCAACUCUGCCUGUAAGCGUUGCCUCUGCUGAAAGGAGUUUCUCCGCACUUAGGAGAGUUAAAACUUAG